AUGUCUGAAGAUGAAAAGUUCCUUUUUUUGGACAAAGACUUCAUAAACAGCCCUGCUGCCCAGGCAGAUUGGUCAGCCAAAAAACAGGUUUGGGUGCCAUCCGAGAAACAUGGCUUCGAAGCUGCAAGUAUCAAGGAAGAGAAAGGUGACGAGGUCCUGGUGGAAUUGGAUAAUGGAAAGAAAUUGACACUAAACAAGGAUGAUAUCCAGAAAAUGAACCCCCCAAAAUUCUCCAAAGUGGAGGACAUGGCGGAGCUGACUUGCCUUAAUGAAGCAUCUGUUCUGCACAACCUAAGAGAAAGAUACUUCUCUGGCCUUAUCUAUACAUAUUCUGGCCUUUUCUGUGUUGUGGUGAACCCCUACAAAGCCCUUCCAAUUUAUUCUGAGAAAAUCAUUGAUAUGUACAAAGGGAAGAAGAGGCAUGAAAUGCCCCCUCAUAUCUAUGCAAUAGCUGAUACCGCGUAUAGAAGUAUGCUACAAGAUCGUGAAGAUCAGUCUAUUCUGUGCACGGGUGAAUCUGGUGCUGGAAAAACAGAGAACACCAAAAAAGUAAUUCAGUACCUAGCUGUGGUGGCAUCCUCACACAAAGGAAAGAAAGAAACUAUCACGCAAGGCCCAUCUUUUGCCUACGGAGAGCUGGAAAAACAACUUCUUCAGGCUAAUCCCAUCCUUGAAGCUUUUGGAAAUGCCAAAACUGUGAAAAAUGACAACUCCUCUCGAUUUGGUAAAUUUAUUCGGAUCAACUUUGACGUUACUGGCUUCAUUGUGGGAGCGAACAUUGAAACCUAUUUGCUUGAAAAAUCCCGUGCUGUUCGUCAAGCAAGGGAAGAAAGAGCUUUCCACAUCUUUUACUAUUUACUCCAAGGAGCCAAACCUGCUUGGAAAGAGGAAUUACUUCUUGAAGGUUUUAGCAAUUACACAUUUAUGUCCCAUGGUUAUGUGCCUAUCCCUUCUCAGGAUGAUUCUGAUAUGUUCCAAGAAACAUUGGAAGCUAUGGAAAUUAUGGGAUUUAAUGAAGAGGAGCAAAUAUCCAUGAUGAAGGUGGUAUCCUCAGUAUUACAGCUGGGUAAUAUUGUCUUCAAGAAGGAAAGAAACACAGACCAGGCUUCCAUGCCAGAUGAUACAGCUGCCCAGAAAUGUUGUCACCUUAUGGGAAUUAAUGUGACAGACUUUACAAGAUGCAUGCUGAGCCCUCGCAUCAAGGUUGGAAGGGAUUUUGUGCAAAAAGCUCAAACCAAAGAACAGGCUGACUUUGCAGUUGAAGCUUUAGCCAAAGCAACUUAUGAACGACUCUUUUUGUGGAUUCUUAAUCGGGUUAACAAAGCUCUGGAUAAAACCAAGAGGCAAGGAGCCUCUUUCUUGGGUAUUCUUGACAUUGCUGGAUUUGAGAUUUUUGAGGUCAACUCAUUUGAGCAGUUAUGCAUCAACUAUACCAAUGAAAAACUUCAACAGUUGUUCAACCACACUAUGUUCAUUCUGGAGCAAGAGGAAUAUCAAAGAGAGGGCAUUGAAUGGAACUUCAUUGAUUUUGGUCUUGAUCUGCAGCCAUGCAUUGAGCUCAUCGAAAGACCUAACAACCCACCUGGUGUCUUGGCCCUUCUUGAUGAAGAAUGCUGGUUCCCUAAGGCAACUGAUGUCUCAUUUGUUGAAAAACUAAUUCAGGAACAAGGAAACCACCUGAAAUUUCAAAAACUGAAGCAGCUGAAGGAUAAAACCAUAUUUACCCUUCUUCACUAUGCAGGAAAGGUGGACUAUGAUGCCACUAAUUGGUUGACCAAAAAUAUGGACCCCCUGAAUGACAAUGUAACUUCAUUACUGAACCAGUCAUCUGAUAAAUUUGUUGGAGACCUAUGGAAAGAUGUUGAUCGUAUUGUGGGAUUGGACCAGGUGGCAAAAAUGACCGAAAGCUCCUUACCGAGUGCUUCCAAGACCAAAAAAGGCAUGUUCCGUACAGUCGGCCAACUUUAUAAAGAGCAGCUAACCAAGCUGAUGACAACACUGAGAAAUACAAGCCCUAACUUUGUCCGUUGUAUUAUUCCAAAUCAUGAAAAACGGUCAGGAAAACUUGAUGCCCACCUUGUGCUGGAACAGUUGAGGUGCAAUGGUGUCUUGGAAGGAAUCAGAAUUUGCCGUCAAGGAUUCCCGAAUAGAAUUGUCUUCCAGGAGUUCCGUCAAAGAUAUGAAAUUCUUGCUGCUGGUGCUAUUCCAAAGGGCUUUAUGGAUGGCAAACAGGCCUGCAUACUUAUGAUGAAAUCCUUAGAGCUUGACACUAAUUUAUUCAGGAUUGGUCAAAGUAAAAUAUUCUUCAGGACAGGUGUCCUCGCCCACCUGGAAGAAGAAAGAGACUUAAAGAUAACAGAUAUUAUUAUUGCAUUCCAAGCUCAAAGCCGUGGUUACCUUGCAAGAAAGGCAUUUGCAAAGAGACAACAGCAGCUGACUGCUAUGAGAGUCAUUCAGAGAAACUGUGCUGCUUAUCUAAAGUUGAGAAACUGGCAGUGGUGGAGAUUGUUCACUAAGGUGAAGCCUCUUUUGCAAGUGACCCGUCAAGAAGAAGAAAUGCAAGCUAAGGACGAUGAGCUUAAACAAGUCACUGAGAAAUUCCACAGAACAGAGCUUGAAUUGAAGGAAUUACAUAUGAAACAUGUGCAGAUUACAGAAGAGAAGAAUGUCCUUCAAGAGCAACUUCAAGCUGAAACAGAGCUGUAUGCUGAAGCAGAAGAGAUGAGGAUACGUUUACAAGCUAAGAAGCAAGAAAUGGAGGAGAUUCUUCAUGAAAUGGAAGCCAGGAUAGAAGAGGAAGAAGAACGUGGCCAGCAACUGCAAGCAGAGAAGAAAAAAAUGCUGCAGCAGAUGCAGGACCUGGAGGAGCAGCUGGAGGAAGAGGAAGCAGCCAGACAGAAGCUGCAACUAGAGAAAGUGACAGCAGAGGCCAAGAUCAAGAAAUUGGAAGAUGAUGUUCUUUUAAUGGAUGACCAUAACAACAAAUUAACUAAGGAAAGAAAAGUGCUUGAGGAGAGAGUGAAUGACCUUACCUCUAACCUGGCAGAAGAAGAAGAAAAGGCAAAGAACCUGACUAAAUUAAAAAACAAACAUGAAUCUAUGAUCUCAGAACUGGAGGUUCGUCUAAAGAAAGAAGAGAAAAGCAGGCAAGAAUUGGAAAAAACAAAGAGAAAGCUGGAAGGUGAAGCAAGUGAUCUCAAUGAACAAAUAGCAGAACUUCAGGCACAGAUUGCUGAGCUCAAACAGCAGCUAGCCAAAAAGGAAGAGGAAUUACAGGCUGCCCUUGCCAGGCUGGAAGAUGAAAUUGCCCAGAAAAAUAAUGCAUUGAAGAAAAUCCGUGAAUUGGAGGCACAUAUCUCAGACCUGCAGGAAGACUUGGAGUCAGAAAGAGCAGCAAGAAACAAGGCAGAAAAGCAAAAGAGGGAUUUGGGUGAAGAGCUGGAAGCUUUGAAGACGGAGCUGGAAGACACACUUGACAGCACAGCAACACAGCAAGAACUCAGAGCAAAGAGAGAACAGGAAGUUACUGUUCUGAAGAGAGCAUUGGAAGAAGAAACAAGAUCACAUGAGGCCCAGGUUCAGGAAAUGAGGCAAAAACAUACUCAAGCUGUUGAGGAGCUAACAGAACAACUGGAACAAGUAAAAAGGGUUAAAAUCAACUUGGAAAAGAGCAAGCAAGGCUUGGAGAAAGACAACUCUGAGCUUACAAUUGAGAUUAGAUCACUGAACACGGCCAAACAAGAUGUAGAACACAAGAAGAAGAAGCUUGAAGUCCAGUUGCAGGAGUUACAGUCUAAAUACACUGAUGGAGAACGGGCCAGAAAUGAGCUGACAGAAAAAUCCCAUAGAGUACAGGUAGAACUGGAAAAUGUCACAGUUCUGCUAAGUGAAGCAGAGACCAAGUCCAUUAAGCUUUCCAAAGAUGUUGCCAGUUUACAAUCCCAGCUCCAGGAUUCACAGGAGUUACUGCAAGAAGAGACCCGGCAGAAGCUGAAUGUUGGCACCAAGCUUCGUCAAGUAGAGGAUGAGAGGAACACACUUCAGGAGCAACUAGAUGAAGAAACAGAGGCCAAACAGAACCUGGAACGUCACAUCUCGACUCUAAAUAUUCAGCUUUCAGAUUCCAAGAGGAAAUUGCAAGAAUUUACUGCCACAAUAGAAUCUAUGGAAGAAGGUAAGAAGAAAUUCCAGAGAGAUAUUGAGGCCAUGACACAACAGUUUGAGGAGAAAGCUUCUGCUUAUGAGAAACUGGAAAAGACCAAAAACCGCCUACAGCAGGAACUUGAUGACUUAAUAGUUGACUUGGACAACCAGCGUCAACUUGUGUCCAACCUGGAGAAGAAACAGAAAAAGUUUGACCAGAUGUUAGCAGAAGAGAAAACUAUUUCUUCAAAAUAUGCUGAUGAGAGAGACAGAGCUGAGGCUGAGGCUAGAGAGAAAGAGACCAAAGCGCUAUCACUUGCCAAAGCUCUUGAUGAAGUUAUUCAAGCAAAGGAAGAACUUGAGAGGGUGAACAAAAUGUUGAAGGCAGAAAUGGAGGACUUGGUCAGCUCCAAAGAUGAUGUUGGAAAGAACGUUCAUGAUUUAGAGAAGUCCAAACGAGGCCUUGAGCAACAAGUUGAAGAGAUGAAGACACAGUUGGAAGAGCUGGAAGAUGAGCUUCAGGCAGCAGAAGAUGCCAAACUUAGAUUGGAAGUCAACAUGCAAGCUCUGAAAGCACAGUUUGAUAGAGACUUACAAGGCAGAGAUGAGCAGAAUGAGGAGAAAAGGAGACAGCUGGUUAAACAGGUACAUGAGUUGGAAACAGAACUGGAAGAUGAGAGGAAACAAAGAACUUUGGCAGCUGCAGCCAAGAAGAAGUUAGAAGUUGACCUUAAGGAUCUAGAAGGACAAGUGGACUUUUCCAAUAAGGGUCGGGAUGAAGCUAUCAAACAACUAAGGAAAUUGCAGGCUCAGAUGAAGGACUUCCAAAGAGAGCUUGAUGAUGCCCGUGCAGCCAAGGAAAUAUUUGCUACUGCAAGAGAAAAUGAGAAGAAGGCCAAGAGUCUUGAAGCUGAACUCAUCCAACUACAAGAGGAUUUGGCUGCUGCAGAAAGAGCAAGAAAACAAGCAGAGCUGGAGAAAGAGGAACUGGCAGAAGAACUUGCAGGAAGUGCAUCUGGGAAAUCAUCCCUCCAGGAUGAUAAGCGCCGGCUGGAAGCUAGAAUUGCUCAGAUGGAGGAGGAGUUGGAAGAGGAACAGGGUAACAUGGAGGCAAUGGGUGACAGAAUGAGGAAAGCUAUGCAGCAGGCUGAACAACUCACAAAUGAACUGGCAGCUGAACGAAGCACAUCACAGAAGAAUGAGGGCGCACGACAGCAGCUUGAAAGACAAAACAAAGAACUGAAGAACAAACUACAGGAAAUGGAAGGCUCUGUCAAGUCAAAAUUCAAGUCUAGCAUUACUGCCUUGGAAACCAAGAUUGCUCAGCUUGAAGAACAAUUAGAACAGGAAUCCAGAGACAAACAGGUACAGGCAAAAUCUUUAAAACAGAAAGACAAAAAGCUUAGAGAGGCUCUUCUACAAGUUGAAGAUGAGAGGAAACAGGCUGAGCAGUACAAGGACCAGGCUGAAAAGGGACUUGUGAAACAGAAGCAACUAAAACGGCAACUCGAGGAGGCUGAGGAAGAAACACAGCGUCUCAAUGCCUCUCGGAGAAAAGUACAGAGAGAGCUUGAUGAGGCUACUGAAAGUAAUGAUGUGUUGACCAGAGAGCUUAGUGGGCUCAAGAGCAAACUUAGACGGGGUAAUGAGCCAGCAUCAUUCGCCCCUCCUCGAAGAUCCGCGGGGAACAGAAGAGCGGUAGAGAGCAUGGCUGAUGGAGCUGAAGAAGAUGCAGAAAUUCGAGAUGCAGAUUACAAUGGAACCAAAGGAAGCGAAUAGUCCUACUUUUUGUCACCUCAUGUGCCUAUGAACUGUAUUGCAACUCUAUCCCCUUCAGUCCCCGAGUCGCCUGUAACAGUGUUUCAGGCCUCUCUGGCAGUGAAAGGAAUUCUGUCUAGCGCACUUGCACCAAGAUGGCGCCCAAUUACUGCAGCACAGUACCCAUGUGGAUGAUCAUCUGCCUUCUUCACAUCAGCUAUCUCAGUGCUUUGUGAGAAGCGGCCACAAGUACACAUGUUACAUUAAAGAGGAUAAAAGUUUGGUCCUCUGUUUUCCAGUAAAAGCAAUGGAGUGCUGAACUUUAUAGCACCUCUUGAUGCUAUUGGUUUCUCUCUCUUUGCGGUGUUCAAAUCAUAACAUAAACCAAUUAAAACAGGCUGGUGGCAAUAUGCAAAACAUGUGGGACAAUUUUAAUAAGAGAGCAUCCCACACUUUUCACUGGCUGACACAAAGAAUAAUGUAGAUUGUUGUAUUCUACGUAAUUUUAUGAUCAAAUGGGCCAACUAUUAUAUUGAUGUUUACUUGCUCAAGAUUUUUAUUUUUAAAACUUUCAUACACUAAGUGCCUUUCUGAUCACCAGUAUUGUGUUUAAAACAAAAUCCAAAUGUAUACCACAGUUUGCUACUGCACCCUAAUUGUGCUAAAGUCACAACCACUGAAAAAAAUAUAAAGCACAAGAGAUUAAAUUGUAGAGGCCCUAUGUAUUAGCUGCACAUAUUUGUAGGGGUAUGACUAAAGACAAUGUUUGAGAGAUUCCUUGACUUUAGAAAUGACAGAUUCUUAAACCAGUCCAUUGUAUUACUAAUUGAUAUUUAAAUGCAAGAUUUCUGAAUUUCGCUUCUCUAAUAAAAAAAAUCAGUUUUAUUGCA
This is a messenger RNA of Rana temporaria (common frog), 6791 nucleotides long. RefSeq names its product myosin heavy chain 11 (gene MYH11). Gene Ontology annotation, cellular component: myosin complex. Gene Ontology annotation, molecular function: ATP binding; cytoskeletal motor activity; actin filament binding. NCBI's taxonomy places the organism in Eukaryota, Metazoa, Chordata, Amphibia, Anura, Ranidae. The record is from RefSeq and is a predicted model, not a curated record.